This is a messenger RNA of Parnassius apollo (apollo), 438 nucleotides long. The record is from the annotation of a GenBank genome assembly. NCBI's taxonomy places the organism in Eukaryota, Metazoa, Arthropoda, Insecta, Lepidoptera, Papilionidae.
AUGACACCUAGAGCCAAGAGAGCGCAAAGAAAAAAAUGGCGUGACGCCUUCAAUGCCUAUUAUAAAAGAAAGAAAGAUGCAAAAGCCGCUGCAAUGAGAUUUGUGGAGUUACAUAGCCCCCCAGACAGUGAGGCAGAAGAGAAUAACGAGCGUAGAACAGAAUUGAUUAUACUAAAUAGGAACUCUCCUUCUCCUUCAAUUCUCGCCUCUUCUUCAUUGUUACCGAUUAUGCGAGACAAUAAAGAAAAUACUGAUCGCAAUUCAAGAAUCACAAGAUCGCAGGGAAGUCCCCUUUCUGGUUGCACAUCACAGGUUUCAGAAACAUCUUCAGUUCUCAGCAGAGAAAUUUCCCCUUUCCAAUCAAUCAGAAGAUUAAGAUACAAAAAAGACAAAAAAUUAAAGAACUUACAAGACAAUUGGAAGGAGUUAAGAAAGUAA